UCAAUCAACCACUGUCACAAUGAAGAAAAAACCAGUUCGAAAAUCGAAUCCCAUUUUGAAGUUAGCAAGAGGCCUUCGUGUUUCCGACUGCGAGAUUCAAAUACGACCCAGUGACAAAGAAUGUUCCCCAGCUCCUAGAUAUAGUUCAACUAGUAAAUUCUUCACAGUCACCCUAGAAUUUGGGGGUAAAUUUGAUAUUGGGAAAAAAUAUUCUGCAUAUCUAGGUGGGAGUACAAUAAUGUUUGACUAUGUGGAUUAUGAAAGGGUCACACUUGCUGACUUUAAGUCUGUGGCAGAAUUUAAAGGGUGCAAAAAUCCUAUGAGACUGCACACAUAUGUUGGUUGUGGGAGUUUCAUGUUACUUUCAACUGAGACUGAUCUUGAGAGUGUGUGGCAAAGACAAUUUAACAAGGUUAGGGAGGUUAGUUUGUUUGUUGAAGAGCUAAGUGAAAAUACAGAAAUUGUUAAUGCACCUGAAAUUGAAAAUGAGGUUGGUGAAGAUGAUAGUGAUGAAACUUUUGAGUGGGAGAAUGAUAGUGAAGUUGACAAGUUGGAUGACAUCUUGUUUGAUGAAAAUGUGGAUGAAGUUGAGGUUGAGGUUGGGGUUGAGGCAGAGGAGGGUGAGGUUGAGGGUGAGGGUGAGAAGGGUGAGGGUGAGAAUGGUGAGGGUGAGGGUGAGGGUGAGGGUGAGACUGAGCUUGGGGUUGAGAAGGGUGAGCUUGGGGUUGAGAUUGAGGCUGAGAAGGUUGAUGAGGGUGAGGAGAGUGAUGAGGGUGAGGAGAGUGAUGAAGAUUUAAAUCAGGUCGUGGAUGAGGUUGCUGAGUUUAUGGCUAAGAAUGGUGGGUUUGAUGCUGAUGGUGGUGUUGGUGGGGAGAGUGAGGAAAGUGAGGAUAGUGAGGAGAGUGAUAAUGAUAUUUUGGAUUGGGAGUAUGACAUGGAAGCUGACAAGGUAGAUGACAAGAUGUUUGAUGAUAAUGCGGAUUUUGAUGCUGAAUGGUUGCAUGGUCAAGGGGAAGGUGUUAAGAAAUGUGCAAAUGAUGCAAAGGUUAAAAAUAUUACAUCAAGAUGGCUUGCUGGUAGAUAUGCUCAUGAGCUGCAAAGUGAUCCUGAUAGAAAGAUUAAGGGUUUUAGCGACAGUAAAGCUAGAAGGAUGACAGACAAAGCUCCUGCAAUAGGAAUUUCAACUCAAGAAAGUGUUGUAACUGGUGAAGGCCAAGCCCACAAGAAAAGAAAGGAAGGGAAAAAACAAACCACAGUCCCAAAAUUCAUUCAAGCACCUUCAAUGUACAAUCAAUAUACUUCUGCUCAGUUGGGUCCAACUUCUGGGGUGAACAUUAGAGGGCCUCCUACAUUUCAGAAGUACAUAUCUGUGUCUGAGCUUAUAUCUGGCAUGAACAAUCCAAAGAAGAGUGAUGAUGGCAGAGGAAAACAGAAAUUACUUUGUUUUGCUGUGAAUGGUUUUGCUGUGAAUGGUUAUGGUUAUGGUGUGAUGGUGAAAAGUUAA
Striga asiatica is the source of this 1504-nucleotide messenger RNA. The record is from the annotation of a GenBank genome assembly. NCBI's taxonomy places the organism in Eukaryota, Viridiplantae, Streptophyta, Magnoliopsida, Lamiales, Orobanchaceae.